UCCAAGGCGCAGAGGCACUGAGGGACAACUUCACCUGUGUGAUGACUAAACUGUGACAGUCAGAAGCGGUUCGGAUGUUGAGUGCGCAGCAGUGCGCUCUGCUGCUCAGCUGACACACAGAAAUAGCUGUAAUUGCAGGGAGAGAGAUAGAGAGAGAGAGAAAGAAAAAAAGAAAAACAGUUUCGGUUUCUGAGAACUCCGCGCGUCCCGCUUCUCUUCGCAGCCGGUUUGGACCGGACGCACAGACUUGUUGCCGCAGCAGCACUCUGAGGGGCCUCGCUGUUUGUUGCGUGUCCGACAUUCAAGUCAGCGACAGGACUUAAAAGGCAGCUGCAAGGAUGAUGUCCUACAUAAAGCAACCCCAUUACACCAUGAACGGGUUAAAUUUGCCCGGCCCAGGGAUGGAUGUGCUGCACACCACCGUCGCUUACCCAUUGUCGGUUGUAUAUGCAGCUACUCCCCGGAAGCAGCGCAGAGAGCGCACCACCUUCACCCGGACACAGCUGGACAUCCUGGAGGCGCUGUUCUCCAAGACCCGCUACCCAGACAUCUUCAUGAGGGAGGAGGUGGCCCUAAAGAUCAACCUGCCGGAGUCACGUGUUCAGGUUUGGUUUAAGAACCGCCGUGCAAAGUGUCGUCAGCAACAGCAGCAGAGCAGCGGCCAGUCUAAGCCCCGACCACCCAAAAAGAAGGCCUCUCCAGUGCAGGAAGCCAGCGCCCCUGACCCUCUCCCCAACCCUUCUGGAUCCUACAGCCCCUCCUCAGCUCAGUCCGGCCCCAGCCUGGCCCCGAGCUCCAGCACCGGGAACACGGCUGUGUCCAUCUGGAGCCCUGCUAUCUCGCCGCUGCCUGACCCCCUGGCUUCCUCCUCAGCCCCUUGCAUGCAGCGGCCCUCUCCUUACCCCAUGAGCUACGGCCAGCCAUCAGCCUACACCCAAGGCUACGCCAGCACCACCUCUUACUUCACUGGCCUGGACUGCAGCGCCUACCUGUCCCCCAUGCACUCGCAGCUGUCGGGCACCGUGGGGGCCCUCAGCCCCAUCACUGUGCCCUCAAUGGGGGGCUCCCUGAGCCAGUCCCCUGCCUCGCUGUCCUCACAGGGCUAUAGCACAGCCUCCUCCCUUGGCUUCACCUCUGUGGACUGCCUCGACUACAAGGACCAGCAGGCCUGGAAACUCGGCUUCACCACAAUGGACUGCCUGGACCACAAGGACCAGAACUCCUGGAAGUUCCAGGUCCUCUAAAAAGCCAGUGUGGGAAGAAAGAGGGAAGCAGAUCAGCCACAGAAGACUCUUUUCAGUUUGUUUGUUUGUUUGUUUGUAAGGUUUUGUUUGUUUUUAAAGGCGACCUCUGUAGAAAUGAAUUUAUCUGAAUGACCCUGUUGAAGAAUGGCACCAAGGCUGUCUUCAUCACUGCCUGACUGUAAAUCAGAUCUGUUAACGUCUACAUGCUGAGUUGAAUAAGAGAACAAAAGCCUUUAAAAAGUUUGUAGGAAGAUUCUGGAAACACACUGAGCCAUCAUUUUGCUGAAAGAGACUGUCUACCGCAGACACAAACACGUUUCAUGUUGUUUUAAACUUGUCAUAGUGGAGGGAGAGCUGCUGUCACAGGAAAGAGCUCUGAAACUAUUUAUUAUUACUUUAUGCUAUAUUUAAAUUUGUAAUUUGGUUUUGUUUAGCUGAGCAUUGUUUUGAACAUUUAUGUUGCGUAUUUCAGUGUUAGCUUUUAGUGUUAUUAUCCCAACCUGUUUAAUGGAAAAGCCAGAUCUUCUGUUUUAGUGGUGUGAA
This is a messenger RNA of Notolabrus celidotus (New Zealand spotty), 1787 nucleotides long. It is a transcript of the gene crx, whose product is annotated as cone-rod homeobox. Gene Ontology annotation, cellular component: nucleus. The transcript has 3 exons. Gene Ontology annotation, molecular function: RNA polymerase II cis-regulatory region sequence-specific DNA binding; DNA-binding transcription factor activity, RNA polymerase II-specific. Gene Ontology annotation, biological process: multicellular organism development; regulation of transcription by RNA polymerase II. The record is from RefSeq and is a predicted model, not a curated record. The coding region runs from base 339 to 1244 and encodes 301 amino acids. Lineage: Eukaryota; Metazoa; Chordata; Actinopteri; Labriformes; Labridae.